This is a messenger RNA of Protopterus annectens (West African lungfish), 7915 nucleotides long. Its product is annotated as zinc finger protein 420-like. The transcript is spliced from 4 exons. Lineage: Eukaryota; Metazoa; Chordata; Ceratodontiformes; Protopteridae. Gene Ontology annotation, biological process: regulation of DNA-templated transcription. The coding region runs from base 174 to 4172 and encodes 1332 amino acids. The record is from RefSeq and is a predicted model, not a curated record.
GUUUAGGCUCUCAAAGGUGCCAGAAGCAGGAAGACAUGAAAGAAAGAGAGAGAAAAAGAUUUAUGCUCUGUAGCUAAAAGAUUUCUUUUUUUGCCUCUAAUUCUCAUAGUUCAGCUGCAAUACUUUUGAUUUUUAACACACAUAUACUAUUUCUGCAUAAAAAUCAGGCGAUCAUGAAACUUGAGGUGCCAGAGUCCUUUGAGGAUGUUGCAAUUACUUUUUCAAGAGAAGAAUGGAAGAUGUUAAGUAAACAGGAGAGGAUGCUUCACAGGGAGAUGAUGGUACAGAAUUAUGAAAACAUGCUGUCACUAGGAUAUAAUGUUCCAAUGGAGCAGCUAUUGUUGCUGUUUGACCAGGAUGAAGAAGAGUCACCUGCAGAGGUGGAUGAUGAUGAAGAGUCACCAGUAGAGGUGGAAGGUGAUGAAGAGUCACUAGCAGAAGUGGAAGGUGAUGAAGAGUCCUCUGCAGAGGUGGAGGAAUGUGAAGAUGCACAACAGAUGGAUCAGCUUGGGGUAGUCUCCAGCAUUAGCAGGGCAUUUGAUAACAGUGAAAGUGAGGACCGGUAUGAGGCUGCCAAGAUGAUCCACGUAACAGAAGAAAAACCUUCAUAUUUUCAAACUAGCAGGACUUCCAGUGACCAACAGAUGAUAACAGUAAAGCAGGUUAAAGAAGAGCAGUAUUUUGAUGAUACCAAAAAUGAAAUAUAUUUAAGGAAAUUAAAUGCAUUGGAGUUUGAUGAUAAAAGUUCAGUUCAGCUGCAUGGACCCAUUCAUCAGUUCCAGGAGUUAAAUAAAUAUAUACUGUUUGAAAAGAAGCGUAUGCUGUUAAUAAAUCAAGAAAUUAGUGCUGUAGAAAAACCAUACAGAUGUGAACAGUGUGACAAGAGUUUUGGCUACAAGAGAAACCUAGUGCGACAUCAGAAGUGUCAUUCUACAGAAGGGCAGUGUGACUCUGGUGUACAUGGCAGUGAACAUUUGACUAACAGUAACUUGAAAAACAAUCAGUUAAUUUUUUCAAGGGACCAGCCGUAUACAUGUGAUGAAUGUGGCAUGGGCUUUUCUUGGAAGGGUGCUUUAGCACUCCAUCAGCAGAUGCACUUAGGUGGGGGCCCAUAUAAGUGCGUUGAAUGUAACAAGAGUUUCCUUCACAAGUGUAGCCUGAAACGGCAUCAGAGAAUUCACUUUGUUUCAUUUGGAGAUAUUAAACCUAAAGACGAGAGAUCAUACAAGUGUCUUGUAUGUGGCAAGUGCUUUGUCUGGAAGAGUGGCUUAGCAGUCCACCUACGCAUUCACUCUGGGGACAGACCACAUAAAUGCUUUGAAUGUGGAAAAUGUUUUUACCAUAGCAGUAAUCUGAUAAGGCAUCAGCAAAUUCAUGCUGGUAAACAUUUCAAAAUGUUAGAUAUGAAAGAACAACCAUAUAAAUGUGAUGAAUGCAACAUACAGUUUUCAUGCAAGAAAAAAAUGGUAAUGCAUUUGGAGAUUCACUCAAGAGAGAGGCCAUAUAAAUGUAUUGUGUGCAAUAAGACUUUUGCCAAAAAGUAUAUUUUUUUAUCUCAUCUGGAAACACAUACGGGAGAGAAGCCACAUAAAUGUGCUCAGUGUGGCAAGAGCUUUACUAGGAAAAGUUAUCUAAAAGUUCAUCAGCGAUUGCAUACGAGAGAGAGACCGUAUAAAUGCUAUGACUGUGGCAAAAGUUUUAAUGUAAAAUAUGGCUUAAUAUCCCAUUUAAGAGUUCACGGUGGUAAUCAAACCCAGAACAGAGAAUAUCUGUAUAAUGAGAAAUUAGAGGGUAUAAACUGGGAAAAAGCAUAUAAAUGUACUGAAUGUGGCAAAAGUUUUGUCUGGAAAAAAAAUAUGCUAGCACAUCAGCGGGCUCAUUCUGGACAAGGCCCAUAUAAAUGUACUGUUUGUGAUAAAAGUUUUUCUUGGAAGUGUAGCCUGCAAGUACAUCAUCGAAGUCAUUUGUGUGAGAGGCAGUAUAAACUAACAAAGUAUGAUGAUCCCAUCUUAAAGGAGCAUCAGAAAGUUAAUUCUGGUACAUAUGAAAACAUCACACCAAAGGAAGAGAAACCAUAUAAGUGCCCUAUAUGUGGUAAGUGCUUUAUCUGGAAGAGCGGCUUUGUGGUACAUCAACGUAUUCAUUCUGGAGACAGACCAUAUGAAUGUGCUGAAUGCGGCAAGUGUUUUUAUCAAAGCAGUAACUUAAUAAGGCAUCGACGGACUCAUUCUAGAAAAAAUAUUGAAACAUUAAAUAACAGAGAGCUAGUGUUUACUUCUGCUGAAAGCAGUAAGUAUUUUCACAACAAAACAAACUUCACAAUAAAACAGCCAACACAUUCAAGAAAGAAGUCCUACAAGUGUGAAAAAUGCAGCAAGUGUUUUUGCUACAAGAAAAAUCUGAUAAUGCACCUGCGGACUCACUCAGAAGAGAGGCCUUACACAUGUCCUAUAUGCAACAAAUGUUUUGCUAAAAAUAGUAUUUUGGUAUCCCAUAUGAGAACACAUUCUGGAGAAAGGCCAUAUAAAUGUGGUGACUGUGACAAGGCUUUUACCCGGAAGAGUUAUCUAAAGGUUCAUCAGCGACUGCAUACUGGUGAGCGACCAUAUAAAUGUUUUGUCUGCAACAGAGGUUUUAAUGUGAAGUAUACUUUAAUGGUCCAUUUACGGGUUCACAAUGCAGAUAAAAGGAAGAACAGACCAUAUCAAUAUCGUGAUCAUCUGGAGAAUGAAAAAAUAAACCAGGACAGCCCAUACAGAUGCAUGGAAUGUGGCAAGAAUUUUGUUUGGAAAAAAAAUAUGCUAGCUCACCAACGAACUAAUGCUGUAAAAGGCCCACAUAAGUGUAGUGAAUGUGGCAUGAGUUUUUCUUGGAAGUGUAGCCUGAAAGUGCAUCAUGAAAGUCAUUUGGGUGAAAGGAAAUCUGAAGUUACUCAAGUUAACAAUUAUUUACCUCAGAGCAGUGCUCUGGAACAGCACCAGAAAAUUAAUUCUGAUACAUUAGAAGAUAUUAAAUGGAAGGAAGAGAAACCAUACAGAUGUCCUGUAUGUGGCAAGUGCUUUGCCUGGAAGAGUGGCUUAGUUGUGCAUCUGCGCAGUCAUUCUGGAGAGAGACCAUUUAAAUGCAUUGAAUGUGGCAAGAGUUUUCACCAAAGCAGUAACUUGAUAAGGCAUCGUCGAACUCAUUCCAGAGAAAAUAUUGAAACAUUAAAUAACACGGAUCAUGUGUCUAAAUCUGUUGAGAGUGCCAGGCAUUUACACCCUAAAGAAGAUCUAAGAAUACAUCAGCAGACUGAACCACGAAAUAAGCCACAUAAGUGUGAUAAAUGUAACUUGCAGUUUUGCUACAAGAAAAAUCUGAUAGUGCAUUUAAAAUUAUCUCAUUCUGAAGACAUGCUGUGUAAAAGUGUUUCAUAUGACAAAGGUUUGGUUAAACAAGGUAAUCUGAAAGCCCACCGAAGGAAGCUGUCUAGAAAGAAGUCACAUAAAUGUACUGAAUGUGGUAAGAAAUUUACUCGUAGCAGUUAUCUAAAGGUUCAUCAGAGACUGCAUUCUGGAGAACGACCUUACAAAUGCCAUCUGUGUGAAAAGUGUUUUGUUUGGAAGAGUGGCUUAGAAGUGCAUCAGCGAAUUCACUCCGGAGACAAACCUUAUAAAUGUGUCAAGUGUACCAGGAGUUUUUAUCAAAGAGGUAACUUGAUAAGACAUCUGCGGACUCAUUCUGGUGAAAUGCCAGAUGUAAAAGAACAGCCUUAUGAAAGUAAUGGAAGUAAUUUGCCCAGCAAAUAUUUUUUCCACAAACAAAUGAGCAGAGUGCCUCCGGUGGCCCCGCCCAGAGUAAAGCCAUAUAAAUGCGAUCAGUGUAACAAGUAUUUUCACCACAAGAAAAGUCUAAUAAUGCAUGCAAAUACACACUCUGGAGCAAAACCAUAUAAAUGUGAUGAAUGCAACAAAAGUUUUCCCCAUAAGAGUACCCUGAUAUCCCACCAGAGAACACACACUGGAGAGAGGCCAUAUAAAUGCACAGAGUGUGGUAGGUGUUUUACAUGGAAAAGUAAUUUGAAAGUUCAUGAGCGGCUGCAUUCUGGAGAGAGACCAUAUGAGUGUACUUACUGUGACAAAACUUUUAUUGUGAAACGUAGUUUAAUGCAUCAUCUACAAACACACACUUGAGAUCAAAACCAAUAUAAUGGUGAAUUUCUUAACAUUUUUAGCUGAGACACCAUGUUAAUUGCACUGGAUUGUACCAGAUGAUGUGUCUUCAGGGGAACAUGGUAUCAAAUUAGCAAACGUUAAACAAUGACCUUCUUAUGAACUGUUUGUGAAAAGAAUUUUUAGUCAGAAUGGUGUUAUACUACUACAGCAAUGACAUCAUUUCAGUGCGCCAAAGCGAAAAUAAUGUAGGACAGAGACACUUGGAUUGUUCAUGUAUUUUUCUAGACAACUGAACUAACAAACCAUUACUUUAAGACACAUUUAUAUAUGCCACCAAUGCUCAUUUCUAUGCAUCCAUUGUAAUGCCAAGGAUAAAACUCUAAAAAUUAAUGUUAAAAGCAGUACUGAUUUCUUUGACAUAAAAUCUGACCUGACUUAGGAUCGAUGUAUAUUUUUGACCAUGGUACUGAGAAAUCCUUGGACAUGUGGAAUAAAACAGUAGAGAUGAGAAUGCUAUUACGCCUGCACUGGGAAUUGUGUAAUGAAUAAUCUUAUUAUGCGGCAAAAAUUAAGAAGUAUCAAUUUCAUCACUUCAUUUAUAUGUACAGAUAUAACAUAUGAAUCUGGUUCAUUUGAGUUAUGAGCAUUUCAUGUUUUGAUGAACAUAAUAUGGUGAAUCGGAGGACAUACACAUUAUGCUGAGGCAAACAAACUCAAGUACAUCUCCAUCUACAGAAAAUAAUCUGAUUUUUUUGGCAGAAGGCAAUCUUCUCUACAGCAUUCAAAUUAGGCUAUACACUUCCAACCCUCACUACUUUUUAUAAUCAACUCUAAUAUCCCUGCACCACGUAGGAAGGAAAAUAAUUAGGUUUUCGUGGAAAUCCAGAGCAUUUUAUUUUAUCUGAACUGUUGUAAAUAUGUACAGAAUGAACUGUACUUUAGGGCAAUCUGUCUUGCACCCCAUCCAGUUUUACUAAGGUAUUAAAAUCUCUGAAUAUGUCAGUUAAAAUACAAACUGUAAGCCACAUUUGGAUUUCAGCUGUGACCACACAAAGUGCUAGACUACCUAAGAAAGACAAGAAAUGUUUCCUGCUUAGAACUUUAUAGAAAACAUUGUGUGGCACAGUUAUCCGUCUUAAAGCCCAAUGUAGAAACAAACCUACUUGAGAAGGAUUGUGUACAUAUUCACUGCUAUGGUUCUGCAUUAAUAUUUUGGCAUUCAUCGAUUCAGACGUAUUCCAGGAUCUGUGUAAUUAAGCUGUAGGCUGUACUUCCAUCCUUGGAUAAGGAGAAGUAUUCUUGGGAAAGCUGAGAUGUAUGUUAAUCUCAUUUGUAACUAAAAACAACCUGUUACAGAAUGUGUAAAAAGGGAACACAAUGUAAAGACAAAACAGCACAGAAGAAAUGAAGAAUGAGAAAGUUUACAGCUGCAUGAACAUCUGAGCAAGCUGAUCACUACUAGACACAUAAAUGGUGUGUUUAGUGAUGUAUUGAGAUGCUGAUAAUAGCAGUUUCAUUUACUAAAUUACAAUAGAAACAUUAAAAAAAUCUAUACCAAAAGCCAGUAAGGCAGUCUAGUGCAGGUCUUUAAUAUGGAGUGAAAAACAGUUUCAAAAUUGUGUAGUAGACUGCAUAAUACUCUUUAUAUGAAGAAACUGCAGGCUAUAAUGCACUAGUUGCAGAGAAGCAACAAAGAACAACAACAGAAAAAGAAUUAUACCAUGGAUAGUAAUAGCCAAAGUGAUAACUUUACACCAGGGUACUGAGAAGGUAUUGACAAAAAAAAAUAAUAAUAAAAAAAAUCACAAGAAUUGGAAAAAUGACAAAUUCAGUGUUGUAUUAGUCUAGCAACUGUCACUAGCAGCAAAAGCAUCGUACAUUAAGAAAAUAUGAAAACCAUGACAUGGAAGCAGAUUCAAAAUUAUCUGAAGUUGGUGAUAAAUAAUUUUGGUAUCGUUGUACCAGUACAUGUGACCCCCCCCCCCCCUUUAAGGCCACUAAAGUUAAACCAUAAGUGAUGAGAAGAGUAACCUCUGCAAAAAUAAAUGAAAGAAAUAAAUAUUAUAUACUGAAUGCAGAGUAUGUUCCAAUGGAAGACUGGUUCUGCUUUCAUAGUAGCAUUAAAGAUUAAAUUCACUGAGGAUUUGUAAGUAUUGACUGUACCGGUAUGCUUAGUUUGUUCUACUGCAAACAUUGUGAUAUGCAAAUAGCAGACAAACAUGAAAUGCUGAACUGAGGAUGUCCCUUCUGAAACUCCAUACCUGAAAUUUUCAUAUAUAGGCUCAUGACAUGUGCAUGCACUGCAGGUCUAAAGUGUGACUCUUGGCUAAUUCUUGCUUAACAAAACUGUUAGUACAAAGGUGCCAAGUCGUAAGGUACUACCUAACUGGCAUUACUCUUCCUGACUAGUCACCAGAGGAGUCAUGCUUUAGCCAGCCAACCACUGUAGAAUGGCAAGUAUAAAUGGAAUAGUGGACAAGAACUGUGCUGUCCUCGUUGCUGAGCACUGACAAAAGCUUCAAGUGAAAAACAGAAGAAAAGUAACAAAAUGCUGCACUUGCAUACAUACAGAUACAUAAAAUUCAUUACUUCAUCGAUAAUGUUCAUUACACAACAGUAUAAUCAUGCAAUAAUACUUUGAAAUUUAAACACAAAAGCAUCAGUUUCUUUAUCCUCAUGCCUUAUUCUUGUAGGAGGGUCAACUUAUCCCAAAAAAUUGAAAUUGAUUACCGGUCACUGUUAGACUCGGAACCAGUUACUGUAAUUUCAAGAGAGAUCUUAAUAACUGAAUCAAGAAUGUAACUUUUAACCCAAAUUUCACCAAGUCAGUAUUUUUUGAAUGGCCUUUGACCUGUAAUACUGGAUAAUAACUUAUAAACGUGCAGAAAUUACAUUAAUGUUUUCAGAUGAACUUUGUUCCUUGCAUCCUUCCGUACUGUAUUCAGUUUGCUUUAUACACUGAAUACAGACUUACAGGAAGUGUAACCCCUCCUUCCCUCCUUGUUGUGUUCAGCAUGAAGAGGUGAAUGAGGCGUCAGAACAGAAUAUGGUAAGAGAGUGUCAGAAGGGGUGCUGUAGUUAAUGUGGAUUAACUCCUUGACUGUUUCCGAAUGGGAAUGUCAGAGGUUAGAAAGAUGUCAGAGACACGGGUAAGUGAGAAUGAGCUGGAUUUAUGGUAGAAAACCUAACAGAAUCGUUUCCAUGCUUUUUAAUAGUACAUAUGCACCUCAUACCAGUGUAAGAAGUUAUCUGAUUUGAGGUGCAAGUAUGAGCAUCCCUACAGUUUCAGAAUACAUACCGUGGUUUCACUGUGUGGAUUGUGCAACGACUUACCACACCUUUGGCUUUCCAUGUCACAAUGUACAGAUGUACAUGGGUGGUGUGAUUACAGAGCUUCUGUCCUUUUGCCCCACACUAAUGUGCAUACCUGUGUACUAGGCAAAAGUUCUUGUACCGAUAAGACAGAACCUGUACAUGCAGAGAUAACAUAACAUUUCCUUUUAAGUGUCAGCUUAUAACAAAGUAAGAGGUGUGUAAGCAACUUAUGAGAGCUUUUUUUUUUUAGAUGAUUUAUUGCACCUUACAAAUAAGAAUGUUACGUUAUCAACAAGAUUCAUGGCAUUCAUGCAAACAGUAUGUGUGAUACAGAGGGCCAGAGUUUCAAAGCUUCAUCAGCAAACCUGGUGUCAUUAUUGUGGGAUGUCAUUAAUAACAUUUUGCAUAACAGAAAGAUUAGAAUAAAUCACACUUAACCAAACUGU